AUGACAACAAGUGCGGAACAACAAAAUGGUUAUGUUGGGACUACUGCUGCAAUGGCAACUGCGUCUUCAAGUCGCACAACUCCUGCACCGCGCUUUAUCAGCGAAGACGUUCCAAUUCUGGGAGAAGAAACUCCUGAAAAUGAGCGAUUUGUGGUCACUGAGGCAUACAAGCAUUCUGACUUCUUAUGCAAAAACUAUAUUUUAAGUUGCUGGGAAGACGACUUGUACAAUGUUUAUAGAGUCAUGAAAAUAUCAAGAGAAUUGUGGAAUGCUCUUGAAAAGAAUUGCAAGACUGAAGAUGCUAGACUAAAGAAGUUUGUGGCCGCUAAAUUUCUGGAUUUCAAAAUGGUUGACGCAUUUCAAGUUGGGGCAUUUAUUGAAAAGCUACCUCCGCUAUGGAAGGACUUUAAGAAUUACUUAAAACAUAAGCGCAAAGAGAUGAUGCUUGAAGACCUUAUUGUUCGUCUACGGAUUGAAGAGGACAACAAGGCUGCUGAGAAGAAGUCUCGUGAAAAUUCAACAAUUAUGGGUACAAAUAUUGUUGAGGAAGCUUCAACGAGCAAAAAGAGAAAGAAGUCGUCUGGUCCAAAGAAUUACCCAAGAAAAAAGAAGUUCAAAGGUAAUUGCCACAACUAUGGAAAUGUUGGACACAAGGCUGCUGAAUGUCGUGCACAAAAGAAGGACAAGAAAAAAAGUCAAGCCAACAUGAUUGAGAAGAAUGAUGAAAUAGAAGAUUUAUGUGCCAUGAUUUCGGAGUGCAACCUAGUCGGAAAUCCUAGAGAAUAG
This is a messenger RNA of Nicotiana tabacum (common tobacco), 786 nucleotides long. RefSeq lists its product as uncharacterized. The record is from RefSeq and is a predicted model, not a curated record. NCBI's taxonomy places the organism in Eukaryota, Viridiplantae, Streptophyta, Magnoliopsida, Solanales, Solanaceae.